AUGGCGUCCCGUGUCCUAGCGCAGUGUGUCCGCCAGCUCGCCCGGCCUUCUGCGAGGCUCUCGUCGGGCAACGUUGCAGUGAGAGCCGCCGCCGCCGCCCCGGUCCCGGUCCUGUCCAACCCCCGGUCAUUCUCCUCCAUUGGCAGCAGUCAGCGGACACGGUGGAUCCAACAAACCCGGGUCAGUCUUUGAAUAACAUUGAACCCACUCGGGUCGCUGCUGCUGUGGCCUAGCAGUACUGGUUUUGCACAUUGACCUACCAGUGCCUUUCCGACCAAAUCGGUUAACUAGUGAUAGCUAGCUAGUGGCCUGUCACUGUGCACGGCCAAGGUCUUACAACUGGGUCACAAUUGUCUAAUUCAACCAAACUGUCUCUGAAAAGUGCCUAGUUGGAGAUAUUACAUUACAAAACAACCGACCGUGUCUCACGCGUUAGCCUAAGCAAGUUAACAGCUAGCUUGCGCUAAUUGACCUGUAAUCGUUUAGGUACUCGGCUAGCUAGUUGAGUACAAUCAAAAGAUACUUUUAUGUUCAACUAUUCAUCUGUGGUACAGUCAAGUACUGUACUGUUAACCUAGCUUACUAGCUAGCUAGUACGUUAUCAAGUGUGUACUAGCUAGAUGAGUCGAUUGACACAUUUUUAAUUUAAACCAAAGCAAAUGUGUAGUUCCUAGCUAUUAUCAAUGCCUGGGGUUGUGUGACUGGACGAUACAUGCAUGGCUUGUGCAACACCACUGCACUACAUACAAUGCGGUGGACAUCUGUAACAUUAGUUAGCUAGCUAGCUAUUACCUCUAGGCUUGAACUUCACUGCUUGAUGGUCGAAAGGGUGCAUUAUGCUGAAGUGUUGUCAGUAAAGCUGGCAUCGACAAGUGAAUGACCUCUAAACCCAUCCCUGUUUCCCCUUCCUCCUUCCUCGCUUUCUUCUUGUCUCUCUAGAUCUCUAGCUCAGUGGGGUUGUUGUGCAGACAGUAUGGAGACCUGCCCCCCCUCACCAUUGAGACCAUUAAAGAGCGCGUCAUGUACGUCCUCAAGCUCUACGACAAGAUCAACCCAGAGAAGGUAAGGACAGACCGAGGCACCGGUGGCUCGUUUGAGAGUAGGAAUACCGAGGGGGGGUGUGAUCAUUAGUCCAAACAGUUGAGUUUUCCAAUGAAAACAAAGAGUUUCUAUUGGACAAAUUCCCUCUUGUUUCGUUCCAUCCGCUACAGCACGGUUCCGUUUGGUGUCUAGUGAAUUACACCCCAGAUAUCUAGGAUCAGUUUGACUUUUCAGACAACAUCAACGCUCCUUAUCUGAGGCAGCUGGACAGCAAGUCUCCUUUGAGGCCCAAAAGCACCUGGGCAUGUAUUACAUUUACAUUUUAGUCAUUUAGCAGACGCUCUUAUCCAGAGCGACUUACAGUUAGUGAUUUUUUUUUAUUAAUUUUUUAUACUGGCCCCCGUGGGAUCGAACCCACAACCCUGGCGUUGCAAACGCCAUGCUCUAUCAACUGAGCUACAUCCCUGCCGGCCAUUCCCUCCCCUACCCUGGACGACGCUGGGCCAAUUGUGCGCCGCCCCAUGGGGUCUCCCGGUCGCGGCCGGCUGCGACAGAGCCUGGACUCGAACCAGGAUCUCUAGUGGCACAGUUAGCACUGCGUUGCAGUGCCUUAGACCACUGCGCCACUCAGGAGUAUUCAUAAAGUAUAUUAUAUUUAAGUGAUAAUUCCCCGAGAAGAGAUGCCUUUUGAGAGGACAUUAUCGCCUUUAUACAUCAGGUUACCGACAUAUUCAAAUAAUAAUGAUUGACAUAUUUUCAUCAAAAAAAACUUUAUUUUGAUUAAUUUAUUCAUACUAUUUCAUUCUUCCACAAGAUAUAGUCCCGACACAAAUCUAGGGUUGCUACCCAAGCCGGCUGGUCGUUCGUGCUAUCGGUUCGGUUGCCAGAGACGCGACCCAGUCGCUCAGUCUUUUUGUUCUGUAUCUAUGGACGUGACCCAGUCGCUCAGUCUUUUUGUUCUGUAUCUAUGGACGCGACCCAGUCGUUCAGUCUUUUAGUUCUGUAUCUAUGGACGUGACCCAGUCGUUCUGUAUCUAUGGACGCGACCCAGUCGUUCAGUCUUUUUGUUCUGUAUCUAUGGACGCGACCCAGUCGUUCAGUCUUUUUGUUCUGUAUCUAUGGACGCGACCCAGUCGUUCGUUCUAAAUGUUCCAUUGCCAUACUGGCUGGCAACGUUCUUAUCCCUUUCUUGCUAGCUAGCCAACUACGGCUAACUUAGUCACGUCAAAAAGUGCAGUCAGAAUAACAGCAAAGUAGCUGUGUUUGUUUAAGCUGUUUUCUAGUGACAUUUAUUUGUAUGUAUCCAUAACAAUGAGCUAAUGAGGCGCGAUUUCACCCUGGCAUAGAAAAUGUGCUCGCUGGUCAGGACACUGUUGUUCAGAGGAGCUGGCCAACAACACAGCUAACACAAUCACUUCAAACUGAAGCUGGAAAGACUGCAAACUACAGUAGCUGCACUUUGUUUCGUUUGACCUUUUUUCAAUUUACAUUUCUUUUUAAAUAUCCAUAAAAAUGAUGCCCGCUGAUUCAUGAUUUCGACUGGCUGAGAAACUCUGCCUCCCCUUUCUGUCUCGUCCACGACUCCCGACACGUUCAUUACUAUGGGACAGUUGGAGAUCAAAUUUGAAGAUUGUAACAAUGUUGCAAAUGUCGGAGAGACAGACAGCCAGGUUUAUACAAAUAUCCGCUGUUGAAAGCUAAAUGUUAGUCUAAAAGAAAUGUGAGAUAAUGUCUAGAUGCUUUUUAUAGUGGAGUUCAAGUUUAUAAAUUGCCUGGCUGGGCUGAUGAGACAGUGGAUUGGGCAGUCAGAUAAUAAUAAUAAUAUGCCAUUUAGCAGACGCUUUUAUCCAAAGCGACUUACAGUCAUGCGUGCAUACAUUUUUUGUGUAUGGGUGGUCCCGGGGAAUCGAACCCACUACAAGAUGGAACAGAGUAAAUAGGCAUUUUAACGUCAUAGAUUUAGCCGGCGGUAACUUGUGGAAUAGACAUCGGCCGGAAUGCGCUUUUAACCAAUCAGCUUUCAGGAUUAGACCCACCCGUUGUAUAAAUACAAAAGCAUGUGGAGACCCCCUUCAAAUUAGUGGAUUCGGCUAUUUCAGCCACACCCGUUGCUGACAGGUGUCUAAAAUCGAGCACACAGCCAUGCAAUCUCCAUAGACAAACCCAACCUCCUCUGAUCCAUCAACCAGCCCCCUGUGUGUGUUCCAACCUCCUCUGAUCCAUCAACCAGCCCCCUGUGUGUGUUCCAACCUCCUCUGAUCCAUCAACCAGCCCCCUGUGUGUGUUCCAACCUCCUCUGAUCCAUCAACCAGCCCCCUGUGUGUGUUCUAACCUCCUCUGAUCCAUCAACCAGCCCCCUGUGUGUGUUCUAACCUCCUCUGAUCCAUCAACCAGCCCCCUGUGUGUGUUCUAACCUCCUCUGAUCCAUCAACCAGCCCCCUGUGUGUGUGUGUAAUCUAUAUGUACCACCUGCCUCUAUCCUCAGCUGGUGACGUCGUCCCACUUCCUGAAGGACCUGGGGUUAGACAGCUUGGACCAGGUGGAGAUCAUCAUGGCCAUGGAGGAUGAGUUUGGUGAGUCUCCCUGGGGGUCUGUCUGUCCAUCUUUCUCUCUCUCUGUCUGUCUGUUGGUCUGUCUCUCCCUGUCUGUCUCCCUGCUGGUCCACCAGUUGAUUAUAAUAGAAAUGUCCGUUCUAGACUAGUCGUUCUGUUUCCAUGACAUGAACUUAGAUUUCUGGAUGAACUAUCCCCUUUUCCACUUCCUACCUACAGCCUAUAUACAACUAUUGGUUAAUACCGCUGGGUUAACGUGUGUGUGUGGUGUGUGUUAACGUGUGUGGUGUGUGUGUGUGUUAACGUGUGUGUGUGUGUUAACGUGUGUGUGUGUGUUAACGUGUGUGUGUGUGUGUUAACGUGUGUGUGUGUGUUAACGUGUGUGUGUGUGUGUGUGUGUGUGUGUGUUAACGUGUGUGUGUUAACGUGUGUGUGUGUGUGUGUGUUAAUGUGUGUGUGUGUGUGUGUGUGUGUGUGUGUUCCUGCUACAGGGUUUGAGAUCCCAGACGCGGAGGCAGAGAAGCUGAUGUCUCCUCAGGAUAUCGUCCAGUACAUCGCCGACAAGAAGGACGUGUAUGAAUAGAACCAAGCUAGGAUUACUAGCGCACUCAGAGUGAGUGUCCACUCCGCCUUUUCCCCAUGUCGUUGAGAAGGGAGAAGUGUAACGCUCGCUCACCAUAAAAUAAAACUAAAACUACAUUAUUUUAUUUAAACAACUAUUAAAAGCUUUGUGUUUCGGCCUUCAUCAGAACCAUGUCAUUAGUCUCCAAUGACGUGUAUAUAUAUCCUGAAUUGCUGAUGCUAUGUUUUGACCAUGAAGAGACUUUGAAGCCAGCAGGUCGGCCAUAUUGCCACUCCUCAGUAGAAGCAGUCCUCCGUAGGAAUGAAUGGAAUUCUACAGUAUUUCAUUUGAAAUGUUUUGUAUUUCUGCAUUUAAGAUGUGUUUUGUUGUUGUAGCGAGGACAGUAAUAUUAGUACUUUCAAAAAAAUAUUAUACUUUAAGGAAAAUAUUUUGUUCAUUUGUUUAGCGCACAUAGUAUAAUUUAAAAAUAAUGCAUUAAGGCGUCUGUAAUACAAUUAAAAUGUAAGACAUUACAGUAAAUGCAUUUCUAUAACUUCCAAAGUGUUUGUUUUUUUACGAUGUGGGAGAGCCAAGAUGUAGACGCGGUGGCUUCAACACAGCGCCCCCUAUCAGUCACCGAGUGCAGUAGUUCCCAAAACUCUGUGGUGCGCCCCCUAGAGGGGGAGGUAGGGAGGUGCGGGCCUCAGUCAGCCUUUCAACUUACUCUUUGAGUGUGUCCAGAUCAACUUGCCCGUGUCAGCUAACAUUUCUUUGGCUUAGGUUUUUGUAGCCCAUAGGUUUUUGUUGUAAUGUUCGGGUCAAAUCACGUGAAUACACAUCUCAGACGUGACAAAACGUGUAUAUAGGAUUACAAGAAAAUGAUCUUUUAAACCGGAAACGUUUUAUCUCCGCCAACAAAGAGGGGUGUGAACAGUUUGUCAUGAACAGUGCUUGUGGCCCAUAGAAAUAGACCUGGCGUAGGGGGGGAGGGGGAUGUUUCCCCCUGCUGGAAGGGGGGCCUGGGGAUGUUCCCCCUGCUGGAAGGGUGGGGGAUGUUCCCCCUGCUGGAAGGGGUGGGGGGGAUGUUCCCCUGCUGGAAGGGGGGCCUGGGGUGGGGGAUGUUCCCCCUGCUGGAAGGGGUGGGGGGGAUGUUCCCCCGCUGGAAGGGGGGCCUGGGGUGGGGGAUGUUCCCCCUGCUGGAAGGGGUGGGGGAUGUUCCCCUGCUGGAAGGGGUGGGGGGAUGUUCCCCUGCUGGAAGGGGGGCCUGGGGUGGGGGAUGUUCCCCCUGCUGGAAGGGGGGGGCCUGAGUGAAACAGUUAGGGAACCCCUUCUCUAGUGUAUAUACAUAAAUCAGUUAGCCUCCCCGUGUCAUUACCGUUUCAGACGGAAAUCAAUCCAACACAGAUUAGUGACCUGCGCGCAGUGAUGGACUUUUAAAAAGGCCGUUUCCAUAGACGUUCGCAGAAAUCACGUUCGCUGCAAACGCUGCAGAUGCCUCGAGCAGAAAUGACCUGCAGCAGUCAACCGCAGUGCACAGGCGGUUUCCUCUGGGGUAGUCAGUCAACCGCAGUGCACAGGCGGUUUUCUCUGGGGUAGUUUGAAUCCCUGCCUUUUAUUAACUGGUCUAAAACAUAGAAUCAGCUUCUACUUCAUCACAUUAAAAACCACGUUUAUUAAAUUAAGCUGUUCCUGCAUCUGUGUUUACUGAGGUGGAACUUCCUGCUUGUUGUUCCUGUGUUUACUGAGGUGGAACUUCCUGUUUCUGCUCCUCACAGGAAGUCCUGAUGAUGCCGUCUGA
This is a messenger RNA of Coregonus sp. 'balchen', 5953 nucleotides long. Lineage: Eukaryota; Metazoa; Chordata; Actinopteri; Salmoniformes; Salmonidae. The record is from the annotation of a GenBank genome assembly.